Messenger RNA from Alosa alosa (allis shad), 2124 nucleotides. Its product is annotated as zinc finger protein 557-like. Gene Ontology annotation, molecular function: DNA-binding transcription activator activity, RNA polymerase II-specific; RNA polymerase II cis-regulatory region sequence-specific DNA binding. NCBI's taxonomy places the organism in Eukaryota, Metazoa, Chordata, Actinopteri, Clupeiformes, Clupeidae. The transcript is spliced from 2 exons. Gene Ontology annotation, cellular component: nucleus. Bases 132 to 1859 code for a protein of 575 amino acids. Gene Ontology annotation, biological process: regulation of transcription by RNA polymerase II. The record is from RefSeq and is a predicted model, not a curated record.
GCCGCCAGAGAGAAUCGAACGCUAGCUGACAUCAGUAGUAGACGAAGAAGCAAACUGGCUUCCCAUUGGGAAGAGAGUGGUUUGUUGACAAGAACAUUCGUUAAAUAUACUUAGCACUGGAACUGGAGACAAUGAUGCAGAGAUUUUCUCCUCUGACUCAAGGCAUACCUCCGAUAUGCAGUGAGGAGCUCAGUGAAAAUUCAGAAGUAGAGUCUGGCCGAAGCAGUUACAGGAAGCUGAAGAAAACGGCAAAGCGUAGAGCACGGGGUGCAGGCCAGCACAGUCGCGGGAGGAGAAGGAGAGAGCCGCUGUCAGAGGAGGAAGAUGAGCAGAGAGCUGUGAGUUUGGGCAGCGAGGGAGAAGAGGAACCUGUGCCUCGACGCCGGGCUAGUCCCCGAGACUCCAGAGCUGGGUGUAGAAGAAGUAAUAGAAGGCAGCCACAGGUGCCAAAGGGGAGCUCUCUUUAUCAGGCGGCGAAGCAGGCCAGCAAAGACAGUGACCAAUCAGACGACCAGGAUGGUGGAGACGGACGUGAUGGAGAGGAGCUCGACCAAUCGGAGAAUGACUAUGUAGACAGAAAUGAGGAACCAGUGAAAAAGGGGAGGGGUAGAAGAAAGACCAGCAGCAGAGAGGCACCAAAACAGAGGAAGAAACAAACCAGAGAGGAAGAGAGUGAUGGAGAGAAUGAUGGAGAGGAGGAAGACAAGAAACAGGACAGUGAUGGAGAGGAGAACGACAGGGAGGAUGAGUAUGAAUCAAACCAAACGGCAUCAACAAAACGUCAGAAAUCACAGAAAGGACGCUUGAAAAAGCCAAGUAAGAAGAAGCAGACCAGUGAAUUGGAGCAGGAUGCUGCCACAAGGCGUACGCGUGGCCGGAGAAAACGAGUCCUGGACGACAAAGAAGAGUCCGAGGGUGGGGAGGAGAGCGACCCCGAAAAGGACAAAUCAGUGAAACGGAGGCGAAGGAACAAAAUGCGCACAGAAAACGAGGAGAAUUGUGAAGAACAGAGUAGCGAAUCGGAGGCGCCAUCAAAACGAAAGAAAAGACGUUCCAGCAAGGCAAACGGUAAAUCGAGAAAAGAAAAGGACCCGAAUGCACCCAAGAAACCGAGGAAGCCACGUGAGGGGACGGGGCCUUUGACCUGCGAGACCUGCGGCCUGCUGGUGAAGUGCCGAGCGGCUAUGAACAGACACAAGCUCACCCACACGGGCGAGAAGCCAUUUAAGUGCGAGGAGUGCGGCAAGCGCUUUGUCAACUCCACCAACCUGCGCAUCCACCAGAUGGAGCACACGGGCAAGAAGGACCACAUGUGCAACGAGUGCGGCCAACAGUUCACGCACCUGGCCUACCUGAAGCGCCACCUGCUGCGUCACGCCGGCAAGAAGCCGCACACCUGCGCCGAGUGCGGCAAGGGCUUCGUGCAGAAGUACCACCUGACUCGGCACAUGCUGAUCCACAGCGGCGCCAAGCCGUUCAAGUGCCACGUCUGCGGCUUGUCCUUCAACCGGUCGGAGUACCUGACGGGGCACCUCAGGAAGGAGCACCCCGAGGAGGUUCCGGCGGUGGAGGGGGACUCGGCCAACUCUCCAGAGAAGGACCAGGUCACGUGUGUCAUGUGCUCGAAGACGCUGCGGUCCAAGUCCCUGCUGGUGUUGCACAUGCGCACUCACACUGGGGAGCGGCCCUUUUGCUGUGACCAGUGCGGCCGCCGCUUCGUACAGAAAAGCCAACUCACAGCUCACCUGCGCACGCACACAGGCGAGCGCCCGUGGGAAUGCCCGGUGUGCGAGAAGCGCUUCACACGCGGGACGCACAUGAACGACCACAUACGGACUGCACACGGGGAGAACACCUGAAUUUGCAGACGCCAACAGACAUGCAGGGGGUUCCACUUUUACCUAAACACAAGUGUAUCACGCUUGGGACUGAAUCUUUACAACACACACACACACUUUACAUACAUGUAUUUGGAAUUGUUUUAUGUCAAAAUAAUGCUAACAUUCAGUAACAUGUAAGGCAUUGGUUCUCUCUAUGAAUUUUGUUAAUUGUUUAGGUUAUUUUUUUAUUUUCUGUAAGAAUCUUGAUGCUCCAAUUUAAGAUGAUUCAGAUAACAAAACUGAA